Molecule: messenger RNA, 2970 nt
Organism: Nerophis lumbriciformis (worm pipefish)
Lineage: Eukaryota; Metazoa; Chordata; Actinopteri; Syngnathiformes; Syngnathidae
Product: RNA-binding motif, single-stranded-interacting protein 2-like
Molecular function (GO): RNA binding
Source: RefSeq, a predicted model, not a curated record
CCCUUCGCACUCGGCGCCGCGUCAAAAUGCUGCUCUCUGUGCCGCCAAGGACCGGAGGAGUAAACGCGUACAACAGCUACCAGGGCAAAAGCGUCAAGAAGCAGACGUAUGUGUCGCCUUCCAAUCAUCAGAUGGCUCCUCCAAGCCCCAACAGCAACCACACCAGCACCGUCAGCAAUGGCAACGGCAGCGGAAAUAACGGCGGGGAGCAUUUGAGCAAAACCAACCUGUAUAUCCGUGGCCUUCACCCAGGAACCACAGACCAGGAUCUGGUCAAACUCUGUCAGCCAUACGGGAAAAUUGUUUCCACAAAGGCUAUACUGGACAAGACUACCAACAAGUGCAAAGGAUAUGGCUUUGUUGACUUUGACAAUGCAGCCUCAGCUCAGAAGGCAGUGACGGCGUUGAAGGCGGCGGGCGUGCAAGCUCAGAUGGCCAAGCAACAGGAGCAGGAUCCCACCAAUUUGUACAUUUCCAACCUGCCGCUUUCCAUGGACGAGCAGGAGCUGGAAAACAUGCUGAAGCCUUUCAGUCAGGCCAUUUCCACACGCAUCCUGCGGGACGCUAAUGGAAGCAGUCGAGGCGUGGGCUUUGCCAGGAUGGAGUCGACAGAGAAAUGUGAGGCCAUCAUCCAACAUUUUAAUGGAAAAUAUAUUAAGACUCCACCUGGGGUGUCAGUGCCACCAGAGCCCUUGUUAUGCAAGUUUGCGGACGGAGGCCAGAAGAAGCGCCAGAGUCAAGGAAAAUAUCUGCAAAAUGGCCGAAGCUGGACCAGAGAUGGCGAGACUGGAGGAAUGACCCUUACGUACGACCCCACCACAGCCUUACAGAAUGGGUUCUACUCCUCUCCUUACAGCAUGGCUCCUAACCGCAUGCUGGGGCCCACCUCGCUCUCUCCUUACAUGCACUCGCCUGUGUCCACCUACCAGAUACACAACCCAUCCUGGCUGCACCACCAGUCAUACAUCAUGCCGCCCACUGGAGCAGUCUUGACGCCAGGGAUGGAGCACACCAUGUCUAUCCAGCCCACAUCGAUGAUGGGGCCCCUGGCACAGCAGCUCAGCCACCUGUCCAUAGGCAGCAGUGGCACGUAUAUGCCUGCAAACACAUCUAUGCAGGGGACAUAUGUCCCUCACUACACACAAGUGCCUCCUGCCAACAUCUCCGUCGAGGUAGGAGCAUGUUUGUUGCGUGAAGACAUUAAGGAAUCCCCUCAUGGAGUGUCUCAAUGUCAGGAAAGUGCCGUCCAGCCGCCUGUUGCCGUAGAGACACCCACUGAACACACAAACUACUCCUACCAGCAUAACAAGUGACGACAACGAUCCCUCUCUGGACUCCAUCUGGACUGUUACACAGAAAGAGGACACCACAAACUAUUUCACUCCAGUAAAGGUGGACGCUUUGAGGUUUGAAUGGACAGAAGGAUAAAAAACAAAAACAAAAAAAAAAAACCACAAACAUUCACGACUCAUUUUGUUUUCUUCUACGCGAAACAUUAUUUUGCCUGUUCCAUAUUGUUGUACAUAUUUUUUUUGUGUGUGUGUUUCUUUCUUUAUGUGCCCUAAAUGUUUAAAAACUAUAUAUAAAAAAAACAGUUUAAAAGGUAAAGACAGUUCUCUUUAGGGUGCAAUGGGGCAGAAUGGUCGGGUCUGAAACACAAACACAAGAAGGGCUUGUUUCUUUUUAAGAUGCAGCAAUCUUGACAAGGCUUCAGACAAUCACAACAACAUCACGUCAACAUGGUGCUUGAUUGGCCACAAGAUUGAUUUAAAGCAUUCCAGCUGUCCACGUCUAACCAUGGCACACACACACACACACAAACGAGUGGACUUUCUGCUCUUUUCCACUGUAACGUCUCACUUGGUUUCAUAUUUGAACAGUCGGCACAUCACAAGGUGCGUUUUCUACUUUCUGGUCCUGUUCUGGAAAAAAAAAAGGACUGACUUUCCCCAGAAUCAUGUUUUAGUUUCAGUGUUGCUCUGCAGUCAAUGUGGACGCGAAGUCAAAAGCUCUGAUGUGUUCUACAGAAGACACAAUGUUUGCUUCUGCUUUUUUAUUAUUUAAAUGUUUAUUUGAUUUUAUUCAUUCAUGAGGCUUUUCAGAUUGAUCCUAUUUUUCAAAGAAACCUUGAUUUUAUUUUUGAUAGUGUGUUGUGAUAGUGACAUUUUUGUAUGUUUACAGACUUUGUUGUUGUUGUUGGUUUUUUUACUUCCUGAGAGGCUUUAAUGUGUGUUUCUGUUACAAACGUCAUGAACAUCAAUCAGCUGUGUAUGUUUUAAUAAGGUUUCCAUGCUCGAAACAAACGGACCUCAUCCUCACACAUUGAGCGUUCUAUACAGGCAAUAUAAGCAGUUUAGUAAGCUGUUCACAGCUGGUACUGUGUCCAAAUCUUCUACAUCUUCCGUCCAAAGUUUCUUAAUCAUGUCCAAGGUCUGGCGAUCUAUGCAAUUAAUUUAUGAGUCCUGACAGAUGCAAUAUAGUGCAGAUAUUUACACCUCCCGAUGGGCCUGGAGUGACAGCAUUCAGCGUGUGCUGCGUGAAAAGUGAUGUGCGUGUCGUUUUAAUUGGAGGAUCUGAGCUAGGACGGGUGUUCUCAAAGUGCAGCACACUCGGCUCCCAAUUUCCUAGUUUCCAUCCGCCAUCAGAAGUCUUUUCUUUAUCGCUUUGCUGUUUUCAGGGGCAACAUUCACCUUCACGGCAAUGCCUUAGAUCUCACUGGAAGGGUAGAAAAUACAAAGCUGCAGUGAUUCCAUGUUUUGGGUGACGCUGGGAUUAAUGAACUAAUGCUCAGCUUUUAGGAAAAUCCUUUAUCAAAUAUGACGACAUCUGUUCUAUCUGCAUCCAUCAUCUCGAUUCAUGUUCCGGCGUCUGUGCCAAGAUGCCUCUCAUCACGUCCCACGCCCAGCUAUUAACUUGCUUUUGUUUAUUUUUUAAAUAAAUGUUGGCCUCCAGCAAGGAGGUUUGUUUUCA